Messenger RNA from Tilletiopsis washingtonensis, 3315 nucleotides. RefSeq lists its product as hypothetical. The record is from RefSeq and is a predicted model, not a curated record. Gene Ontology annotation, cellular component: fungal-type vacuole membrane; cytoplasm. The coding region runs from base 152 to 3277 and encodes 1041 amino acids. Lineage: Eukaryota; Fungi; Basidiomycota; Exobasidiomycetes; Entylomatales. The transcript is spliced from 12 exons. Gene Ontology annotation, biological process: vesicle-mediated transport; autophagy; endosomal vesicle fusion.
CAUCCGCUCCUCCACUCCGCCUCGAGCUCGCUCAUUACUCCAGCUACAGCUGCGCACGUCGCAUCACAGCCCAUCAGUACUGCAGCAGCGCAUGCGAGCAAGUCGAGACAGCACAUAGCGUCUCGCAGCCCCCUCGUAGGGCCAGCCCAGCAUGACGAGCCUGGUGCCGCUACUGCUGCCGGCGCUGCCGCCGCCAUUGCAGGGCUCCUCGCGGGCGCCCUCCAACCUGGCCCGCUCUGUGCGCUGCGCCGAGGGUGCGUUUGGCGAUGUGCUGUACGUCGGCGCCUCGGAUGGCGGCCUGCACCGCUACCAGCUCGGCGACGAGGGCUACGUACUGGACCGCACGCGCAUGCUCACGUCGAGCGGCAAGGCCAUAGAUCGACUGUACCCGCUGGCGCUGGGAGACCAUGCCGGCGUGCUGCUCGUGCUCGCAGAGUCCACGCUGCAUUUCCUCGAUCCCCUCACUCUCGAGGCGCUGCCCGGGCUGCCGCGCAUUGGCGGCGUCGCUGCCGUCGUGCUGGACGAGCAGGAGUUGCGGCGGCGCGAACAGCAGGCGCUGGCAGGCGUGGCGCCUGACGCAGACAACCGCGUCAGCGUUGUUGUCGUGCGGCGCCGGGUGGUGCUGGUCGCCAAGAUGGGCAGGGCGUGGGAGACUCUCAAGGAGAUUCCCAUCGCUUCUGGAGCCCUGCUCGCUCGCCGCUGGGGCUCAGCUCUGCUCCUCGCGACGACUUCGACAUACUCGCUCCUCUCGCUCGCCACGUCCGAGCUCAUCGAGCUAGGCCUGCCGAUCUCGCAAGCGUCAUCCGCCCCGUCCGCCGCCGAGCGGCCCAGCAUCUUGCCCAUUCCCUCUGCCGAGGGCGACGACUGCGACUUCCUCAUCACGAGCCACACGACGAACGGCACGCUCGGCGUCUUUGUGGGCACGGACGGCGAGGUCAGGCCGAAGCUGCUCGAGUGGCCGAAGCAUCCGCGCGGGCUUGCGCUGGAGCAGGGCAAGAUUCACGCACUGCUGCGCAAUGAUGUGCUCGAGACACAUGAUGCUGCGAACCUGGCGCUCGUCUCAAGAGUGCCAGUGCCCGCAGAGCUCGAGCCGCGCCUGCUGUCGAGCGGCUUCGAUGCAUUCGCUCUGCCUGCCAGCGCAUCACCGCCAUUGCGAAAGGCGGCAGUCAGCUUGCGGAGCGGCAAGAUGCGAGAGAUCGCAUCUGAAGCGAAGAGUGCGACCAGGAGAGGCAAGAUUCUCUUGCUAGGUCGCGAGAAGGUGGUCUGCAUCUGCGAGCAGAGCUUGGAAGACAAGGCGCGGGCUCUUGCUGCUGCGCAGGACUGGGAGCAGCUCGAAGGGCUUGUGGACGCAGCAUGGGACGCCGCUGGCAGAGGAGAGCCACCAUUGCCUCUGCAAUUUGCGUCCCUGCUUCUCGCCUUCUACCUCGUCCGCAGUGUGCAGUUCCGCAAGGCUACUCGACAUCUGGAGUGCGGGCGCGUAGAUCCUGCGCUGCUCAUCAGCUGGCUGGACGGCACGACGGCUCCUAGCCCGCGCGUAGAGGAGGCUGUGAUCUUUGAGGAGCUGCUGCCCUCGCUGCCUCAGUGCACUGGCCGAGACAUCAUUCGUGGCAGCCUUGAGUUCAACUAUGUCCCGCCACUGGUCAUCGAGGAGAGCGCGUUGGCGCAGAAGCUGUCUGCCCAGCUUCUGGAGACGUCGGAGGUCAUGAUCCGCGAUGUGCUGAUCGCAUUUCGGGGCCUGCCGGCUGUCGCGAGAGACGAGCGCAUCACGGACACAACUCUGGCAAAGCUGCUCGCUCUCGGCGGCGACGGCACUGCGCUGAGAGCGUUGCUGGGCUCCGACAACGCGUGUGAUCUCCAAGAGACAGAGCCACUGCUCGAGAAAGCUGGCCUCUUCUCGGCUCUUGCCACCGUGCGCGAGGCUCGCGGAGAUCUGGAAGGCGUGCUUCAGCUCUGGACACGCCUGAUCGACGGCGAGAUCGAGGACCAAGCCUUCGAGGGCAGCAUGGCUGACGUCGUGCGGCUCUUGGAAUUCUCGGGCGACUCUCAGCUCAUCAAGAAACACAGCCUCUGGGUCGUGCAGCGUGAUGCCGAUGCCGGCAUUCGACUCCUCACGCGCGAGGCAGGCGGGCCUGCGCUGGCGAAUGGGGAUGGCGCCACUGAUGACUACAAGAAGACGCUGUCAGAGCUCAAGCGGCUGGAUCCGCAGGCGGCCGAGGCCUUCCUGGAGCACAUGGUGCUGGCUCGCGAGCCACCAAUUGCCGAGCUGCACACUGAGCUCGUCGAGCUCUUGAUCAGCCGCGUCGUCGGAAGCGACGCCGAAGCGAAGCAUGCUAUGGCCGAAGUCUCCGACGACUAUCGCAGCGGCGGCUAUGCAGAGUCCUUUGUCGCGCACUUGGCGCUCCGAGCAGCCUCGGCUUCGAGCAUCGUCGAGCGCCUCAAGCUCAUCAUGCUGCUGCAAGGCUCAAUCACGCUUGAUGCGGAGGCGCUGCUGGACCGUCUCGAGCGCGAGGAGCUGCUGCUGUACGAGCGUGCUGUCCUUCUCGGCAAGCUGCGUCGCGAUCAAGAGGCGCUCCAGCUCCUUGCCGUCGAAAUGCGCGAUGCCAACUCUGCAGAGGCGUACUGCCUGCAGGCCGGCGCCGUGCUGUCGCCGAUGCUGGCCGAGUCGCUCGCUGCAGAGCACGGCCUAGCACUCUACUCUUCUCUCAUCGCGCGAAGGGCCGCCAGCGAGCCGAGCGUGAAGACGCGAGAGAGCACUAAGCAGCAGCUAUUGCGAGACCUGCUGCAGGUGUACAUGCGCAGCGGCGAGAAGCAAGAGCUGCGCACGGCGACAGCACAUCUGCUCAACACCCAGGCGCGGCACCUUCCUACGCUCGACGUGCUCGCAGCAGUGCCCGAUACCUGGCCGGUCGGCGUGCUCGAGACGUUCCUCUCUCGCAAUCUGCGGCAGCAGCUGCACGUGCGGAGGCAAGGUCAGAUCAUGCGCGCCGCGUCGCUGGCGCAGAAUCUCGAGGUCCAGGAACAUGCCUGGGCCAGCCUGCGGGCGAUGGGCGGCGUGAUUCAGGACGAGCCGGACGACAACAUACCCCCUCCGCCGGCCGCACCGGCCGGCGACACCGACGAGAAGGCACUACCCGAUCAGCAGGGCGCUGCACAUGCUGGCCUGGCGGAGAAGGUCCUGGCGCUCGAGUAUGCGGCACCGGACGUGACCGACCUGACAGCGGACAAGGAAGCCAGUCGCACGCAGCAGGACUCGCCGGCGCAUCACGAGCUGGCAUGAUGGCAGGCAUAGAUGACAUGGUAUAAAUACAGACGAAG